GUUGAGAGAGAGAGAGAGACAGAGUCAAAAGAGUCCACGCGCAAGAAAGAAGAAAAGUCUAGUCUUUUGUCUUCUUCUUCUUCUUCUUCUUCAUCAUCUCCAUCUCCAUUAUCUUCGCUCUUCACGAAUCUAGGGUUUUGUUGAUCACCCUUUAUUAUCCCUUUCUUCAUCUCCGUUAGGUCAUCAUCAUCAUCCGAUUUCAAUGGAGGGAGUUGGUGAUACGACGUCGUCUGAGGGACACCUGAUUUCGGCAGCAGCUUUUGUGCAAGGGGGAAUCCAAGAUGCUUGUGAUGAUGCUUGUAGCAUCUGUCUUGAAGCCUUUUGCGAAUCCGAACCAUCUACUUUGACUAGUUGCAAGCAUGAGUAUCAUCUCCAAUGCAUUCUUGAGUGGUGUCAAAGGAGUUCACAGUGCCCAAUGUGUUGGCAAUCAAUUAGUCUCAAAGACCCCACAAGUCAGGAGCUGCUUGAGGCUGUUGUACAGGAGAGGAACUUCCACUCCAUUCCACCUAGAAAUGCCACCGUUUUUCUUCGUUCAGCUUUCGGCGAUUUUGAGUUACAACAUCUCCCGCCGAAUGUGGAUAACUUGGAUCUCGAAGAGCGGAUCAUACAGCACUUUGCUGCUAUGGGACGAGCAAGACAUGGGGCGAGAAGGGAAGGACACAGAAGCAGGUCAUCAACUCAAGGUGGUCAUCCACAGUAUAUGGUGUACUCUCAACAUCCUAAUGCUUCUCCUCCUCCUCCUCCUCAUCCAAUGCCUUCCUCUCCAUCUCAGAGAGAUGAGAGUGACACUGUCACAAACCUUCCUCACAAUACUACUAUAGGGGAGGGUUCUCUUCAGUCAAACACAGUCACAAACCUUUCUCCUUCGGCAUCUGAUUCAAACAGCAGAUCUCUUAAUCAAUCUUCACCAAGUGAUCAAGAUAGAGCUGGACCAUCUGAACUCCAAACAUUUUCAGAAUCUCUAAAGUCUAGACUAAACGCUGUCUCAACUAGAUACAAAGAGUCUAUAUCAAAGAACACGAGGAGCUGGAAAGAAAGAUUCUUCUCUCGCAACACUUCCAUGGCAGAACUUGGCUCUGAGGUUAAAAGAGAAGUCAAUGCCGGAAUCGCCACUGUGUCCCGCAUGAUGGAACGUCUAGAAACGAGAGAAAACAGUAGCACUGCAUCUGUAUCAUCAGAAAAUCAACACACUCCUGGUGAAUCACACAAUGAGCAUAAUGGAAGAUCAGAAGCGGGUGAUGAACAUUCUUUGAAUGAAAGAGGUGUUAAAGGAGCAUGUGCGGCUGGUUCUGGUUCUAGCUAAUAAAACAAGUGCCAGCAUCUUGUUGUUGGCAAAGAGACAUGCAGAUGUUUCUCAUUGUGUAAGUCUGCUAUAUAUAUUACAGAGUCAGAAGUUCAAAAAGCGUGGGAGCAUAGGAAGAGUUUCUGCUUCUUAAAAAAAAAAACAAUAAUAAGAAAAGGUUAUAUGACCAAAAGGAGGCUUUGCUUCAGAAAUGAAACGCCUUCUGAUGUGUUGUGUUAUGUCAAAACAAAACUAAAAAGAAAAAAAAAGAGUAAAAGACUGUUGUGUGUUGUAAAUUGACAUUCUCGCUCACAUUAUCGAUCAGUUCUGCUUAUUUGA
Molecule: messenger RNA, 1621 nt
Organism: Brassica oleracea var. oleracea
Lineage: Eukaryota; Viridiplantae; Streptophyta; Magnoliopsida; Brassicales; Brassicaceae
Product: E3 ubiquitin-protein ligase RHF2A-like
Exons: 9
Coding region: 203-1303 (366 amino acids)
Molecular function (GO): ubiquitin-protein transferase activity
Source: RefSeq, a predicted model, not a curated record